CGCAGCACCGAGCGAGCAUUAUAAAGAGAGGACGGAUGGCGACGAGACCGUCACCGUCUUCUCCUUGUCUUCGCUUCCUUCCCUUCUGCUUACUAGUCAUGUCCACUGAUAUUUCUUUCCCCGCCCCGGUCGGCGGCGUGCCUUUUGAACGCGACUUUGGACCCUCUGUUUUGUUCGCUACACUCUACGCAAUUCUUGUCAUAGCUGGAAUUUACCGCUUUGCUCGGACCACAACGCGCACGCUCGUCAGGCUCGGAACUUUUGCCUUUGCAGUUGAGCGAAUCGUCAUCUGGUCUCUGCGCGCCAAGCAGGCAAAGACACCCGCAGAGGACCUCGACCGCAACCUGACCAUCUACUGGCAGAUGACCUUCGCGAUCGGCUACAUCUCAUUACACGCUGACACAAUCACGCUCCUCCGCUGUCUCUUCGUCCGCACGACCAGGGGCAUCUCGCCGAAGGACCAGACACCACUCGAAAGCGACAGGGAGUCGCCCGAGCCUGCCGGGCCGUACGGAGGGUACGCGAUGCCCGUCGAUGAGGACCAGCCGGACACGCGCUUCUGGUACCGUCGCGCGUUCGGUGCGCUCGCGCUCCUCACUUGGGUGCCCAUCAUCAUCGGCAUCGUGAUGGGCUACAACUACGUCCAGGCGGAGACAAACGCGGAAAAGGCGCAGAACGUGCAGACCCUCAGAUAUGCCGUCUCCGCCAUCGUCUUCGUCUUCCUGCUCGUCCUCCAGGCCUUCUCGCUCUUCGGCCUCCUGUACGUCCGCAGGAUCCAGCGCACAGGCGUCCUCUUGGGGUUCGUCAUCUCUACCGUCCUCAUCAUUAUCCCUCUCUACCACUUCGUCGUCAUGCACAACUGGACAACCUCGCUCACGUCCAUGGCGCUCGGCUCGCAGAACACCGCGGGCGAGAAGGCCGCGUUCUACAUCUUCCAGGCCCUGCCCGAGGUCGCCGCCGCGGCGCUGCUCAUGGUGCCCAACAUCCGCGAGCUGUUCAGUACGGGCAUGUGGGGAGACAGGUCUACCGAUUCCAGCAGGGACGAGAAUAAGGCAUAGAGGGGCGGUGGUAUGGACACAUUUUUU
This is a messenger RNA of Phanerochaete carnosa HHB-10118-sp, 1085 nucleotides long. RefSeq lists its product as uncharacterized. The transcript has 4 exons. Lineage: Eukaryota; Fungi; Basidiomycota; Agaricomycetes; Polyporales; Phanerochaetaceae. Bases 99 to 1058 code for a protein of 319 amino acids. The record is from RefSeq and is a predicted model, not a curated record.